AUGAACUCCAAUUUCUACACUGCCGAAAUCGAGUCUAUGCUCUCACUCAACACUCCAUUGGAGAACGUUGAAGCCAGAUGGCAAAGAAAAGCUCGUGAAGCCUCCACUUCCGACCGUUUCAUGCCAUCCCUCUCAAACUUGGAUAUCAGUCACUUCAACUUGACCAAGGAAAACGUUGAGCUUAACACCCUCUACGCCGACUCCCUUGCCUCCUCCAUGUUUGCUGAGCAAUCCUCUGAUUUGCAAUCAAAGAUCCUCUCCUACAAGUCCAAAGCCCCAGCUUCCUCCGCCCUCGCCAACUCAUCCCUCCGUGUCCUUUACUCUCAAUCCAAGGUUGCCGACGUCCAAGCCCUCCCAAAGAAGGCUUUCCGUCAAAUUCCACAAGUUCCAGAGCGUAUCCUCGACGCCCCAGAUAUCGUCGACGACUACUACCUCAACUUGUUGGACUGGUCCUCCCAAAAUGUCAUCGCCAUCCCACUCGGUAAGACUGUCUAUCUCUGGAAUGCCACUACCUCUGCCAUCCAAAGAUUGUUCACUGUCGAGUCUGCUGACGAUUACAUCACCUCGCUCCAAUGGACCAAAGACGGUUCCCACUUGGCCGUUGGUACCAACAGCUGUGUUGUCCAACUCUGGGACGUCGAGCAAACCAAGAAGGUCCGUGAAAUGCGUGGUCACACCGGUCGUGUUGGUGCUCUCGCCUGGAACAACUACAUCUUGUCCUCAGGUUCCGCUGACACCAACAUCUUCAACCACGACGUUCGUAUCCAAAACCACCACGUCUCAACCCUUGCUGGUCACCAACAAGAGGUCUGCGGAUUGAAGUGGUCACACGACGGUACCCAAUUGGCCUCCGGAGGUAACGACAACAUUGUCAACGUCUGGGAUGUCAACAACGACGCCGGUUUCGAAACUCCAAAGUUCACUUUCGAGCAACAUACCGCCGCCGUCCGUGCCAUCGCCUGGUGCCCAUGGCAACAAAACUUGUUGGCCACCGGUGGUGGUGCUGCUGACCGUACCAUUCGUUUCUGGAACACCCAAACCGGUGCCUGUUUGAACCAAAUCGACACCAUGUCCCAAGUCUGCUCCAUCCAGUGGUCCAUCCACCACAAGGAGUUGGUCUCAAGCCAUGGUUUCUCCCAAAACCAACUUUGCGUCUGGAAGUACCCAACUAUGGCCAAGGUUGCUGAGCUCACUGGUCACACCAGCCGUGCUCUUCACACUGCCAUCUCCCCAGACGGAGAAACCGUCGUCUCUGCCUCUGGUGAUGAGACUCUCCGUUUCUGGCGUAUCUUUGAGAAGGAAAACAAGUUGCCAGUUGCCCAAAAAUCCAAGGAAUCCUCCUCUGGUUCUAUGUUGAGAAGCAAUUUGAUUCGUUAA
Molecule: messenger RNA, 1377 nt
Organism: Heterostelium album PN500
Lineage: Eukaryota; Evosea; Eumycetozoa; Acytosteliales; Acytosteliaceae
Gene: cdc20
Product: WD40 repeat domain-containing protein
Exons: 1
Coding region: 1-1377 (458 amino acids)
Biological process (GO): positive regulation of ubiquitin protein ligase activity; positive regulation of anaphase-promoting complex-dependent catabolic process; anaphase-promoting complex-dependent catabolic process
Cellular component (GO): anaphase-promoting complex
Molecular function (GO): protein binding; ubiquitin ligase activator activity; anaphase-promoting complex binding
Source: RefSeq, a predicted model, not a curated record